AUGGAUAUUCCCCCUAGGACAAUGACAACUAUGGUUGGUUCCAUAAAAAGGCAAGCCUCAGAUAGCCCUAAUAGGACGGCUAAAUAUUUAGCAGUUACACAACCAUCACCAAGAAAAGUGGAUCGUAAUAUACUUAAGACUAUUAUUCCUAAAGUAGAGUAUAUAGAAAGUGAGUCAGGAGAAGUUAAAAGGACUAUUCCACAAUCAAGGUAUUUAGAAGAAAGUGUAAAUCUUAGAAAUAAUGAUACAAAUUUUCAAAGUUCAAACAUUGAACCAUCAAAGAUUAAAAUAGCUCCACCAUGCGGCAAUGCACGUGUGGAUAAUUCAUUGUUAAGACUAACGCAAAAGUUUUUAGAACUACGAAAUUCAAGAUCAGGUAAUGAUGUAUUAAAUUUAAAUGAGGCUGCAGAACAGCUUGGUGUACAAAAAAGAAGAUUAUAUGAUAUAACAAAUGUUCUUGAAGGCAUAGAUAUGAUAGAAAAAACUGGAAAAAAUAGUAUUCGAUGGAAAAAUAAAAGUGAUAAUGAUGCAUAUGAGAUGGAAGAAAAUAAAUUAAAAGGUCAGAUAAAAAAACUUGAAGCUUUUGAGCGUGAAAUGGAUGAAACUAUUGAUUCACUUCAAUCGUAUUUGAAAAUCCUACAACAUGAUCCACUUUCGUUAAGAUACUUAUAUACAAGGGCACAAGAUUUACACAAAAGUUCUUCGAUAUCAGAUUCAACAGCAAUAAUAUUUAAAGCACCAAGACAGACACAUUCAACACUACUUGUUGGAGAUCCUGUAGUAUUUGGAAAGUUCGAAUUAACGGUACGUAAUGAUGAUGGAUAUCCUAUUGAUGCAGUAAUGUUACCAAAUAAUACAAAUAUAGUUAAACAUGGUUUAUUAUUAGAUGAUGGACUAUGUAACAAAAAUAAGAAUAUUAACCUAGAAUCUCAAGGUUCAACAUUGACAUCGUCGGGUAAAAUAUCAGCAUCAUCUCCUUAUAUACUUAGUAGCAAUUCACCGUUUCAAGCUUCAUUUGAAGGGCAUAUUAGUAAUUCACAACAAUCAAGUACUUCACAAGAUUUCAAUCAUUUUCUUUCGCCAGGUAAUUCAACAUUUGCUCAAGAUGAUUCGCUUAGUGGUCUGGAUACAGAUACGUUAUUAACUUCGAACCCUUUUCAACCAAUGGAUUUCGCUCAGUAUUUAUCACCUUUAAAAGAAAGUAACUUCCAAAAUGAUUUUAGUGAUGAGUUAUUUUUGCAUCAACCAUACAGUAACCAUAAUUUGGCAAAUGAAAAUAAUAUAAUAAAUAAGCAAAAUAAUUUCUUUGUACAUAUAGAUCCACUAGAGGAACAAGAAAGGUAUCCAGAAAAUGCCAGGGACGCAGGAACAUUAUUUAAUGUUUUUUCAAAUGAUUUUUAA
Molecule: messenger RNA, 1401 nt
Organism: Strongyloides ratti
Lineage: Eukaryota; Metazoa; Nematoda; Chromadorea; Rhabditida; Strongyloididae
Product: Transcription factor E2F/dimerisation partner (TDP) domain and Winged helix-turn-helix DNA-binding domain-containing protein
Exons: 3
Coding region: 1-1401 (466 amino acids)
Biological process (GO): regulation of transcription by RNA polymerase II
Cellular component (GO): RNA polymerase II transcription regulator complex
Molecular function (GO): protein dimerization activity; RNA polymerase II cis-regulatory region sequence-specific DNA binding; DNA-binding transcription factor activity, RNA polymerase II-specific
Source: RefSeq, a predicted model, not a curated record